UUUCAAACCCAUCAAUCAUAUAAUAAAUCCCUCACACUAUUUACACCUCUCAAUUCACAUCAACAUCAAAUCAAUCAAUCAAAAUGAGCUCCAACGUCGAUCAACAACUCCACGAGAACCACGAGAGAUUCCACGAGGGCAAGGAGAACAGCCAUCAAGCACUCGACUCCAAGGAUGAGAGAUCCAUUGCAAACAAGUUGGCUCGUGAGGAGCAACGUGAGAACGAACCCGAGGAGAUGAGCAAGGAGGACAAGGCCGCAAAGGAAGAUGCUACCCUCCCAGCCAAGAUGCACGGCAAUGAGCCAAGCAGAGGUGCUACAAUCGAUCAACAGUUGAGAGAAGAAGAGGAGGCUGAGUUGAAGAGAAAGGGAAAGGCUUAAAUGGAACACAUACCAAAUGGAUGCGUUACAAGCAAGUGAAUGAAUUUAUACCCACCAGUAUAUUCAUGGGAUGAUAGGUUGUCUGAAAACCCUAUCGUUGGAGUUAUGAAAUGAGCUGGGAAACUCACUGUACUUUAUAAAUGCCAUUAUUGGCGACGAGACAUGAUACUAUAAUCAAU
This is a messenger RNA of Botrytis fragariae, 559 nucleotides long. RefSeq lists its product as uncharacterized. Bases 84 to 380 code for a protein of 98 amino acids. The record is from RefSeq and is a predicted model, not a curated record. NCBI's taxonomy places the organism in Eukaryota, Fungi, Ascomycota, Leotiomycetes, Helotiales, Sclerotiniaceae. The transcript has 3 exons.